UUUCUACAGCGGAUUUUAUGCCACGUCCAAAGUUUUGCACUCUGUAAAUGGUUGGUAGUUACCAUUCCUGUUGAGUAUUAUGAAUUUUCUAGGGGCAUAGAAUGGAGUAUUCCAUACAUUCAUCUCCCAUGGGAAUCGAGCUCCAGCAAUUCAUUUAUUGAAAAUUCAACGUUUACACUUGGGGCUUAUUUUGAAAUAUGGGAAAGAAGCAAGUUGAGAACUUUUAAAUCCCCAUUGACUACAAACCAAAUCCUGGGAGUGGACCCUUCUGUACAUGGAAAGCCACUUAUGCCAGGGGAAUACAUGUCAUUUCUUGAGAAUCAGAACUUUAAUCCUGAAGCUGAAUUCAUUAUGAUUUCACGAAAUUCAGAUAGGUGGAAGCAUUUUGGUAGAAACAUGUUCUGGUUAGCUAUAUUUGGUGGUGGGCUGACCUUGCUCCAUGUGGCAAUUCUUUGCCUUUUGAAAUUGAGGAGGGAUUCAGAAAAGCAAGAAGAGUAUGGAGCUCUGGUGUUCCCAAGGUUCGAAUUAAUUUUGGUUAUGCUUGCAUUACCAUGUAUAUGCCAGGCAUCUGCUGCUUUAAUUAAAGGGAAAACAUCUACAGCUAUUGUUGUUGGAGUUGCACUCCUGGGUAUCUCCACAUCUUUCCUUAUCUCCUUGCUGCUGUUCCUCUCAAUUGGCAUCACAAUGGCUAAGCUUCUGCAGUACAAAGAAGUUCAUCAAGAGGGGCAAGAGUUCCAUUGGUAUCAAGAGUUUAUCCGUGUAACUCUUGGUCCCAGGAAAAGAGGCCAAUGGACUUGGACAGAUCAACAUAAAUCAAUUAAUCAAACAAAACUAGGUCCAUUAUUCGAAGACCUCAGAGGGCCACCAAAGUACAUGUUGACACAAAUUUCUAGUGAGGGGAAUCAAGCAAAACAUGAAGACCAAGACCGAAUCAUUGCUUCUGAAGAUGAGACUGAAGAUGCAGAAGCCCUGUUUAUCCAGAAACUCUUUGGCAUCCUCCGAAUUUACUAUACACUUCUGGAAUCAAUUAAACGUGUCUCUCUUGGAAUUUUGGCUGGUGCUUAUUCAUCAAAUAGGCCUUCUAGGAUUCCAACCCUCAUUAUUUUGUCCAUCACCUCUUUCCAACUUUUUUUCCUUGUCUUGAAAAAGCCCUUUAUUAAAAAGAAGGUGCAGUUUGUUGAGAUUAUCUCAGUAGCUGGUGAAGUGGGUUUAUAUGGGGCUUGCCUUGCUCUACUGGAGAAGGAUUUCUCUAGUGCUAAUGAGAGGAGAAUAGGGUUUUUCAUGCUGGCAAUGUUCAUCAUCAUGUUUACUGCACAACUGGUCAACGAAUGGUAUGUCUUAUAUCGCCAAGUUAUUCGACUGAGCGCAACUAGGAACUCAUUCUCUUCAGGAUUAAAAAGAGCUCUUGGUGGACUUUUACUAAUCGUGCUACCCACAAGGCUGUCAACAAAUCUGAACAACCAGUUAUCCUCCAGAAAUGGAGAAGGAGACAGUGGAAUUACAGUUACUCCCAUCGGUCAAGUCCAAAGAACUUCAGGUACAAGUGAAGGGUCAUGGCUGAGACAACUAAGAGAGGAUGCAAAGACUAGCUUCAGUAGAGAAGAUGCAGGAGCUCCUAAUGACCCUUCAAGCAGCAUGUACCAGAGAAGUGUGUUUUGGAGUGGAAAGAGAAGCAGAAGCUCUUCUGUAACAUCAUCAUCUGACUCC
Molecule: messenger RNA, 1707 nt
Organism: Musa acuminata subsp. malaccensis (wild Malaysian banana)
Lineage: Eukaryota; Viridiplantae; Streptophyta; Magnoliopsida; Zingiberales; Musaceae
Source: RefSeq, a predicted model, not a curated record